CGUCUCCCGCUGCAGGCGCCAGCGAACUAGCCGGCCGCCGGCGGGUGCAGGUGCGGACGCCCGGCCAUCACCGCGCGGCCGCGCAGCGACGCCGACGCCCCGGCCUGCGGCUCCUCGGCAGCGGGGCAGCUGGCAGAACCUGAGGCCAUGUCCCAUGAAAAGAGUUUCUUGGUGUCUGGAGACAACUACCCUCCUCCAAACCCUGGAUAUCCUGUGGGGCCCCAGCCCCCCAUGCCUCCUUAUGUUCAGCCUCCCUAUCCUGGGGCCCCUUACCCACAGCCCCCUUUUCAGCCCUCCCCCUAUGUUCAGCCAGGGUAUCCCCAUGGUCCUAGCCCCUACCCCCAAGGGGGCUACCCUCAAGGCCCUUACCCCCAAGGAAGCUACCCACAGGGGCCUUACCCACAGAGCCCCUUUCCCCCAAAUCCCUAUGGACAGCCAUCACCCUUCCAGGCACAGGACCCUGACUCACCACGGCAUGGGAACUACCAGGAAGAGGGGCCACCUUCCUACUAUGACAACCAGGAUUUCCCCUCUACCAACUGGGAUGACAAGAACAUCCGGCAGGCCUUCAUCCGAAAGGUGUUUCUGGUGCUAACCCUGCAGCUGUCAGUGACUCUGUCUACGGUGGCUGUGUUCACUUUUGUCCGGGAAGUGAAAGGUUUUGUCCGGGAGAACGUCUGGACCUACUAUGUCUCCUACGCUAUCUUCUUCAUCUCCCUCAUUGCCCUCAGCUGUUGUGGGGACUUCCGGAGAAAGCAUCCUUGGAACCUUGUGGCACUGUCAAUUCUGACCAUCAGCUUGUCCUACAUGGUGGGCAUGAUCGCCAGCUUCUACAACACAGAGGCGGUCAUCAUGGCUGUAGGCAUCACCACAGUCGUCUGCUUCACAGUGGUCAUCUUCUCCAUGCAGACCCGUUAUGACUUCACCUCGUGUAUGGGCGUGCUCCUGGUCAGUGUGGUCGUGCUCUUGAUCUUUGCCAUUCUCUGCAUCUUCAUCCGGAACCGCAUCCUGGAGAUCGUGUACGCCUCACUUGGCGCCCUGCUCUUCACCUGCUUCCUGGCAGUGGACACCCAAUUGCUGCUGGGGAACAAACAGCUGUCCCUGAGCCCAGAGGAGUAUGUGUUUGCAGCACUGAACCUGUACACGGACAUCAUCAACAUCUUCCUAUAUAUUCUUACCAUCAUUGGCCGUGCCAAGGAGUAGUGCCAGCUCCCCAAUGAGGUGGCAUGGCUGGUCCGGACCCUGCCCCUGGCAUGGCAGUGCCAUCUGUACUUCCCUCUCUCUGGUCCGCAGGCAUGGCCUGGGACAGAAGGAGCCCCUGUCCCACCCUUGUGUAUGUACACUGCAAAUACUUAAUUUGAACCUGCUGUGGUCACAGCAUGGCCCCUUUUAGCCUUCUUGCCCCUGACGAGGGGCAAUGGGACUGCAUUUGUGUGACACCACCUGUCCAGUCAUUGUUGCAUGAGCCCUGUCUGCCAGCCCACCCCAGAGUCUGGGAGCACCACCAGGUCUUAGAAGAUAGGGAUCGAGCCAAGAGCCGAGGGUGCACGUUUUUCCUCCAGUCCCAGCUCCCCCGGCAUAGAGUACCCUCUUUUCCUCCCCACCUUGCCCUCUGGGGGGACAUGCAGGGUGGAGUCUCACUCCUGUGCUGAGCCCUGAGAGCAGAGGGGAUGGCAUGUUUCAGGGGAGGAGCUGUCUUCUCAUGCUGUUGGAAUUAAAAUUCCAAUAAAGGGUACCUUCUGCUCUCUG
This is a messenger RNA of Jaculus jaculus (lesser Egyptian jerboa), 1749 nucleotides long. RefSeq names its product glutamate ionotropic receptor NMDA type subunit associated protein 1 (gene Grina). Gene Ontology annotation, biological process: negative regulation of apoptotic signaling pathway. The transcript has 7 exons. NCBI's taxonomy places the organism in Eukaryota, Metazoa, Chordata, Mammalia, Rodentia, Dipodidae. The record is from RefSeq and is a predicted model, not a curated record. Bases 148 to 1203 code for a protein of 351 amino acids. Gene Ontology annotation, cellular component: Golgi apparatus; endoplasmic reticulum; membrane.